Messenger RNA from Coregonus clupeaformis (lake whitefish), 2468 nucleotides. RefSeq names its product sulfate transporter. Gene Ontology annotation, molecular function: chloride transmembrane transporter activity; bicarbonate transmembrane transporter activity; oxalate transmembrane transporter activity. NCBI's taxonomy places the organism in Eukaryota, Metazoa, Chordata, Actinopteri, Salmoniformes, Salmonidae. Gene Ontology annotation, cellular component: membrane. The coding region runs from base 95 to 2227 and encodes 710 amino acids. Gene Ontology annotation, biological process: transmembrane transport. The transcript has 4 exons. The record is from RefSeq and is a predicted model, not a curated record.
CAGAACCAUACACAAAGUAUCCAAUGAUUUUGUUACUAAUAGCCGUAUAAACGAAGAGUUGUAACAGUCUUAGUGGACAGAACAGGGGCCUGGUAUGAUGGCUGAAGAGGACUGCUGUGCCUCAGCAGAUGAGGGAGCGAAGAGUGGCCGACACGUCCCCUUAGUGCUGGAGAGAAGGGAGAAGAAGGAGGAAAACUGGAGGACAGCCGUUUCACACCAACUAAAAAAGCAGUGCACAUGCAGCUCAGAGCGAGCCAAGGCCCAGGUUCUGGGGUUUGUCCCCAUCCUAAAAUGGCUGCCACGCUACCAGCUCAGAGACUGGAUCCUGGGUGACGUCAUGUCAGGGUUGAUAGUGGGCAUCCUGCUGGUGCCCCAGUCCAUCGCCUACUCUCUGCUGGCGGGCCAGGACCCUAUCUACGGCCUCUACACCUCCUUCUACUCCAGCAUCAUCUACACCCUGCUUGGCACCUCACGCCACAUCUCCGUGGGCAUCUUCGGGGUGCUGUGCCUGCUGGUGGGCCAGGUGGUGGACAGGGAGCUGGCCCUGGCAGGGUACCUCACAGAGAGUAGCAGUAACAACACUACACUGGGCCUGGGGAAUGCCACCACAGGGCCGGUCUGUGAUAGGAGCUGCUAUGCCAUCAUGGUGGGGGCCACAGUCACCUUUACAGCAGGGGUCUACCAGGUAUUGAUGGGCCUCCUGCAGGUGGGCUUUGUAUCUGUUUACCUGUCAGACUCCCUCCUGAGCGGUUUUGCCACGGGGGCCUCUCUCACCAUCCUUACCUCCCAGGUCAAGUACCUCCUGGGACUGAAGCUGCCUCGCGCCCAGGGCUGGGGCUCCCUCAUCAAGACCUGGGUCAGCCUCUUCCAGAACCUGGGCCAGACUAACCUGUGUGACCUGGUCACCAGCCUGGUGUGCUUGACGGUGUUGGUCCCCACCAAGGAGCUCAACGAUCGCUUCAAGGCCAAGCUCAAAGCCCCCAUCCCCUUUGAGCUGUUUGUUGUCAUCGGCGCCACUAUGGCCUCCCACUUCGGCCACUUCAAGGAGACGUAUGGCUCAGAUGUGGCCGGUGCCAUCCCCACGGGCUUCCUGCCUCCCCAGCUCCCGUCCUGGUCUCUGAUCCCCAAUGUGGCAGUAGAUGCCUUCUCCAUAUCAAUCGUGGGCUUUGCCAUCACCGUCUCCCUGUCUGAGAUGUUUGCCAAGAAGCACGGCUAUGUGGUGGAUCCCAACCAGGAGAUGUAUGCCAUAGGCUUCUGUAACAUCCUGCCCUCCUUCUUUCGCUGUUUCACCACCAGCGCUGCCCUGACCAAGACCCUGGUGAAGGAGUCCACAGGCUGCCAGACUCAGCUGUCUGGCCUGGUCACGGCCCUGGUGCUGCUACUGGUGCUGCUGGUCAUCGCUCCCCUAUUCUACUCUCUACAGAAGUGUGUGCUGGCAGUGAUCAUCGUGGUGAAUCUCCGGGGAGCGCUGCGGAAGUUUACAGACAUCCCGCGGAUGUGGCGUGUGAACCGUGUGGAUGCUGCCAUCUGGCUGGUGACCAUGGCAACCUCAGCGUUGAUAAACACUGAGCUAGGCCUGCUGGUGGGGGUGAUGGUCUCAGCCUUCUGUGUGUUGGGGCGCACUCAGAGAGCCCAGGCCUUAGAGCUGGGCCGGGCCGGCCAACGGGAGCUUUACGAGGACCUGGCCUCCUACAAGGGCCUGCAGACCCAGCCUGGGGUGGCCAUCUUCCGCUACGAGGCGCCCAUCUACUACGCCAACCAGAGCCUGUUCAAGAAGGCCCUGUACCGCCGCCUGGGCCUGGACCCCGUCAAGGAGAAGGCCCGGCGGAGGAAACUGGAGAAACAGAGGAAGAAACAGGAAGAAGCAGCAAUGACAGCAGGAGGGGAGGGAGGGACUAAGAUUAAAAAAGAGACAGAGUUGACCAACGCCACCAGAAUCUUCCUACCAAAUCAAGUCAACUUCCACUCUGUGGUGAUAGACUGUAGCCCGGUGCUGUUUCUGGACACAGCAGGGGUGAAUGCAUUGAAGGAGGUCUGUAAGGAUUAUAAGGAGUUGGGGGUGCAGGUGUUCCUGGCCCAGUGUAAUACCUCAGUACUGGAGUCACUGGACAGAGGUGGCUACUACCCUGAGGAAGAGAAGGAAAACAUGUUUUUCACCAUCAGCAAUGCCGUCCACUACUCACAUAGCCUCUCAUCUCAAAAUGGAGAAUGUGACACGUCCUGUUAACAACAGCUUUAAAGAUUGUAUAUCUACAGAAAUAGAUCUUAAUACUAGGGUUGCAUAAUUCUGGGAAGUCCCUGGUUUGCCUGAAAUCCUGAUUGGAGGAUUCCCAGAAUCAGAAGGGAAUAGGCAGGAAAUCCUGAAUCCUCCAACCAGGAUUUCUGGGAAAUCAUGGAAUUAAUUUAAAGUUCCUGGGAUUUUGCAACCCUACUUAAUACACAACAUAUACACUGAGUGUACAAAACAU